UAUUCAGACCGGGCCCAAACUUCAUUAGAAUCGUGACACAAAGUUCGGUCGGACCAAAAGCCCAAUCUAACUUCGCAAAUAUGGGCUAGCUAGGCUAAUGUUUUGCUGGGCUUAGAUCCACUGAGUUUCACCCACAGAUAUAUACACAAACCUCCUCAGAAGCCCUAGCCGCGUCUCAUCGUUCCUCUUCAGAUUAGGGUUUGGCGAUUCUUUCUCCAGCCAUGGCGGAUGUUGAAAUGGAGAUAGCAGCAGGACAACCGAAGAAGAGGACAUUCAAGAAGUUCAGUUUCAGGGGCGUCGAUUUGGACGCUUUGCUCGAUAUGUCCACAGAUGAGCUUGUUAAGCUCUUUACCGCUCGAGCUCGCAGAAGGUUUCAGAGAGGUCUGAAGAGGAAGCCCAUGGCCUUGAUCAAGAAACUCCGCAAAGCGAAACGGGAGGCUCCUCCUGGUGAGAAGCCAGAUCUUGUCAAAACUCACUUGCGCUAUAUGAUCAUCGUGCCCGAGAUGAUUGGAAGCGUUAUUGGUGUGUACAACGGCAAGACCUUCAAUCAAAUUGAGAUCAAGCCUGAAAUGAUUGGUCAUUAUCUAGCUGAAUUCUCAAUCUCAUACAAGCCAGUCAAGCAUGGAAGACCUGGUAUUGGUGCCACACACUCCUCAAGGUUUAUUCCUCUGAAGUGAAGCAUCUCUCGGCCAUCUAGUUAUAAAAGCCCAUUUCAUUUUCAAGUGAUAGCUAUGUUAUUCAAAUUUUGCUUGUCACUAUUAGUAACUUAAGUAUGUGGCUGGAUUUUUAUUUAGACCUAAGUCUUUAACAAUUUUUAGUUUGAGUUUGUUACUGUGGUUUUGACAGAAGCUUAAUUGGAUUAUUUUUGAGAUUUCAUUAAAGAGUUUUGUUGAGAUUUUAAAGUGCA
Camellia sinensis is the source of this 907-nucleotide messenger RNA. RefSeq names its product small ribosomal subunit protein uS19. The record is from RefSeq and is a predicted model, not a curated record. Gene Ontology annotation, molecular function: RNA binding; structural constituent of ribosome. NCBI's taxonomy places the organism in Eukaryota, Viridiplantae, Streptophyta, Magnoliopsida, Ericales, Theaceae. Gene Ontology annotation, cellular component: cytosolic small ribosomal subunit; ribosome. Gene Ontology annotation, biological process: ribosomal small subunit assembly; translation.